AUGGCGUUAGACGUCCGUUUAUCUCGUGAUGUGGACGAACCAUGGGGGUUCCAGAUCUUCGGUGGAGCUGAUGAAGAGAUGCCUUUGACGAUACAACAGAUAGAACCUGACUCCCCGGCGAAGCGCGCUGGCUUGCUGAACGGUGACACGAUCCUGACGCUGAACGGAGAAGAAGCCAUCGACAUGUCUCUGCUGACCGCCAGCCGAAGAGUCGAGGAGUCAGGGCAUAGCCUCACAGUUGGAGUCCUGCGCGGCCUUUACGAUCCGGUCCUAGACGACACGGAGCCGUUGUACUACGAACCGGAAGAUUUAGGCCUACAAUCAGAACCGACUGAGGAAGAAAUAAGGGAGAUCGAGCGCAAAUCCUCUCUACUAGCAUCAGCGAUAGACGAGACCAUAAAAAGCAUAGAAGAAUACAAAGAAGAAGUAGGAAUUGAGACGAAAAAAGAAGUAAAAAAGGAGGUUAAAGUCCAAGAAUUCAAAGAAGAAAAGAUUUCAAAGAGCUAUAAAGAAUCUUACACAUCAGAAGAGAUAAUUAAAAACGGCUUUGAUGAAUUAGAUACUAAGAUAGAAGAAAUGCUAGAACAAUGCAACCAAUGA
This is a messenger RNA of Spodoptera littoralis (African cotton leafworm), 600 nucleotides long. NCBI's taxonomy places the organism in Eukaryota, Metazoa, Arthropoda, Insecta, Lepidoptera, Noctuidae. The record is from the annotation of a GenBank genome assembly.